AUGGACGCGGCCAUGGCGCUGGCCACGGUCUUCUUCUGCCUCCUGCUGCUCGCCUCAGCCGCCAUCUCGCUCCUCCUCCUCCGCCUCUGCGUGGCCGCGCUCCGCCGCGCCCCCGCGCGCGCCCCCUACGCCGCCGUCGACCCGGAGGCGGCCGCGCGGGCGGCGCCACCGCCGGUGCCGCAGCAGGAGCUGCCCCUUCCGGUUCCGGCGGCGUGGGCGAGGCCCAAGGCGCCGGAGCCCCGGCGGCUGGCGUGGCGGGAGGUGGAGGCGCUGACGGGCGGGUUCGACGAGGCGGCCGUGGUGGGCUGCGGCGGCUCGGGUGGCGCCGUGUACCUGUCGAGGAUCCCCGUCGCGGCCGGCGGGCCGCCGGCCGCCGUGAAGGUGCACCGCUGGUGCGGCGGCGGCGAGCGCCGGCUCGGCGCGUUCCGGCGCGAGCUCGACCUGCUCCGCCGCGUCGGCCGCCACCCGCGCCUCGUCGCCCUCCUCGCUUACUCCGACGACCACGAGGAGGGAGGCGCGCUGGUGCUGGAGUACAUGCCGGGCGGCACGCUGGCGGACCGUCUCCACCACGCCGCCACGCCGCCGCUCACCUGGCGCCACCGCAUGCGCGUGCUCCACGACGUGGCCGCCGCGCUGGAGCACCUCCACGACGCCAUCUCCGUCGUGCACGGCGACGUGUCGGCCUCCAACGUGCUCCUCGACGGCGGCGGCCGCGCGCGGCUCUGCGACCUGGGGUCGGCCUGCGAGGGCACCUUCUCGGCGGCCGUGGCGCCGGCCCGGGGCGCGGCGGCCGUCGGCUCGCCGGGCUACGCCGACCCCUUCUUCCUCCGCACCGGCAUCGUGUCCAAGAAGUCCGACGUGUACGGCUUCGGCGUGCUGCUCCUCGAGGCCCUCACCGGCUCGCCGGCCGCCGGCACGCCGGGCCCGGACGGCAGCAGCCAGUACCUCGCGGCGAGGGUGAUGCCGCGCUUGAGGGCAGCCGGGGCGGCGGGGCUCGUGGACGGCAGGCUGGGCGGCGACUAUGAUGCUGUGGAGGCCGGCGACGUCGCGCGGGUCGCCGUGGAGUGCGUGGCGCCGCAGCCGGGGCUCCGGCCGACCAUGGCGCAGGUGCGGGCCGCCGUCGCGGAGAAGGCGGCGAGGUCCCUCGCGGCGACGGACGGCGGCGAGAGCGACCUCAAGUUGCUCGACUUGUUCCGCAUGGCCAGCUAG
Triticum turgidum subsp. durum (durum wheat) is the source of this 1209-nucleotide messenger RNA. The record is from the annotation of a GenBank genome assembly. Lineage: Eukaryota; Viridiplantae; Streptophyta; Magnoliopsida; Poales; Poaceae.